GGGGUGAAUAUGAUCCGGGCAAUAAUUCAAGUUAUAAUUCAUAACUCAGGAAUUACUCUGCAAUCUUUACCGGGAACAGUAUUGUUGGUUUUCUCAAAGGGAUUAUGUUGAUUUAAGAGAACAGUAGAACAGAAUGACAGUUUUAGGUCAAAUAAAAGGAGAAUAUUCUAGAAUAAUCAUAGGUUCGUGUUUCUGCAGGAAAUGGAGAAAAGAAUCAGAUUUCAGUUCUUUUCUGUUCGUUGUAAUAAAACACGGGUUUUACAAUGCUGCUUUACAAAAUAUGAAAGCUAUGUAAAGUUAUAUUUUUUUAUGCAAACACAAACACACACUCGCGGGCGCGCGCACGCACACACACACAUACAGCGCCGUGUGAAUGUCGCUUGUUUCUUUCAAGUCAUUCUCUAACAACACGCGUUUCUCCGCAGCUCGUGUUCAGGAAAAUCUGCCAGAUUGUCUUUCUUGACGCUGAUAAACAGCCGCGCUUCGGGUUUCAACGGUGUUUACUAACAAAUCGCGCCGCACUGGAACUAUGAGCUUCAGCGGUCGGCGGGAGAGAGAGCGGCGGCUGCCCGGCUCAGGCGAGCCCUCCCCGGUGUGAGAGUCAAAUCGAGGCCGCUGUCGCUGCGGCCUAGUACGGGCGGUUUAAUGUUCCACUCGACAAAACAGAACAGCGCUCCGGUAAUGUCGUAAAAACUCACGAAACAUUAACACGAUGUCGAGAAUGAGACAAUAACGCAAUUCAGAGCAGAGUCCAUCUGGAACAACUAUGGCUUUGUGUGAUGACAGAUUGACGUUGAUUGACAGAUGAUGCUGGAGGUAAGGUUACCUGUGCAGGUGAGCGAGGCCCUCAGCGUCACGGCUGGAGAAUGAAGAUUCAUUCAGACCCGUGUGAGAACGCACACGCAUGUGAAUCCGCAUCUCCGGACAUGAACCCGGACCUCCGUUUGACCUUGACCUCCUGCAACGGUUCGGCUGACCAAUCAGAGCGGGAGGAUCUGACGGCACAGUUUGGUGAAGCCCCGGCGGACGACGAGGACGAUCUCACGCCCGAGAUCCAGCAGGCCUACAGGAUAUUCCAGAGCUUCCUCUCGGAGAAGCACAAGUCCGUCGCGGCCCCCUUCUGGCGUCCCAUGGGCCCCGGGGACUCCACCGGGAUGUGCUUCAGAAAGAUGGAUGAUAAGUUCGUGAAUCGCGAGUAUGAGUCGAUCACGGCGUUCGUGGCAGAUUUCAGACAGAUGCUGGAGAACUGUUACCGCUUUCACGGCGUGGAUCACUGGAUCUCCAAACAGGCCCAGAAACUGGAGAUCAUUCUGGAGCAGAAGCUCACCUUGCUGUCCAGGACGCUGCGGGAGAAGACCACGCUGGCCGUGACCUCCAGAGGCCGCUUCGGGACGGAGGAUGAGAAGACGACGCUGGGCUCGUCGUCCAGACGCAGAUGGGUGCCGCGGAGCAUCACUGGGGGGGGCAGCGAGUCCAUCAUGGUGCAGGCGCUGAGACUGGAGGAGCUGCAGCGAGCCAAAGACGAGAAGAGACAGCGAGAGCAGGAGCGUAAGGAGGCCGAGGAGGCCGAGGUGAAGGAUCUGGAGGACUGGGAGCGCUCUCUUCUGUCUCAGGCCGAGCCGUGUGCGCUGUGGAGUCUGUGGGAACUUCCUGCCAUCGGCCACUUCCUGUGCCUGGCGCAGACGGCGCUCCACCUGCCCGAGAUCGUCUUCUACGAGCUGGAGCGCUGUCUGCUGAUGCCUCGCUGCAGUGUGUUCCUGGCCCGAGUGAUGACGGCGCUCCUGAGCCCCCCCCAGAAGAGACCCAGCGUCCAGCGGCGCGCACCAAUGUCCUACAGAGUCUGGGAGAACCAGCUGCGCCGCCGCGUCCAGAGCUGGUUCAGAGCGGUCGGCCGCGCAGAGGACACACAGCAGGCGGUGCGGGCGGAGCGGCUCGGGCUCUGUCCUCAGUUCUUCUGGACUCUGGGAGCGGUCAGUCCUCUGGAGGAGACUCCCUUCCACCUGCUGCCUCUGCUGCAGCGCGUCUGGCUCCUCAAGGGUCUGUGUGAUCACGUCUACGAGACGCAGAAGGAGGUGCAGGACGCGGUACUCUCGCAGCCCAUCCACGAGUGCCGAGAGUCCAUCCUGGGCUACGACCAGCAGGACAACGCUUACAUCCACUUCCCUCACUUCUGCGGCGCUGACCUGCGCAUCUACGUCCAGAGUCCCUGCGGAGCCGUGGAGCAGCCGCUGGCACCCAUCCACGUCCAGAGAGCCCCGGAGGAGCCGCAGGGGCCCGAGCUCCGUGAGAAGGAUGUGUGUGUGUCUGCAGAUGAAGUGAAGGAGGAGGAGAGCUCCAGCAGCACGGAGCCCAACACAUGGGACGUGAGAGAAGAUUCCCUCGCUGACGGAGAGGAUCUGGAUCAGACUCCCUCGUGGUGCAGAGAAGACUCUCUGGACUCUGUGAGCGUCCGAGGACAGUCGAGGGCGGACGGACGGCUCCGAGACGAGGAGUCUGACAGCGAGCCGUGCUUCAGAGUCGGAGACAGCUGCUAUAAGGGCGUCUCGCCGGCUCUGAACAGUCACAGAAGUCACCGGAUCGAAGCGAAUCACUUGAGCGCAGAGGAACGAAGCCAAUGUCCGGAUCGUUCCGGAGCGAGUUUCUGGACCGAUCCCGGAAACACACGACGGGACGGAUCCAGACCGACACGAGUCCAGAAGAGCAAGAAGAAGAAGAAGAAAGAGAGGAAGUUCAGCAUGAAGAAACCGAAGAUGAGCAAACUGAGCUUGAAGAAGAGAACGGCCAGAAGCAGCCUCCAGAGAGCAGCCCAAAACAUCAAGAAGAAAGACAAGAGGAAGAGACACAGACUGGGAAAGAGGUUUGAUGGGAAGCCGAUGUUAUCGAGGAGAUCAUCAGGAUCUGCUCCUCCUCCAGAUCAACCCACGUUUCAGCUGGUUUGCUCCAGUCUGGAUGAUCUCAGAGUCCUGAUCAGUAAAAUAGAAGAUCAACUAGAUGAACUGGACGGCAAAAAGAGAUCUGGUCGAUUGCCACACAAAAGAGCCCCCUUGAAAGAGUUGCACAUCACACUUAUAAGGCUGCUUAAUGAGCUGUUACCAUGGGAACCCAAACUCGUCAAGGCCUUCCAGAGGAACAGAGCGCGCUUGAAAAAGGAGUUUGACGAAUUUAAGAAACACCCCGAAUAUGAGAACUUUAUCAGGGAGCCGAUGGAUACAGAAGAAACUAGGGAAGUUGAGUGCAAAGAUGGAUUGUUGUCCACAGAGACAACAAACAAACUGGGAGAGAGUGAAGUAAAAAUAGGCAAAACUAUGAAGGAGGACUCUGAGACAACAGAGACUGUAAAUCACGAAUCAAGAUGCCUAUUGGACAGACCUGAUGUUGUUAUGCAUUCGUCAGAGUCUGGACCCUUCACACGCAGUUCAAAACGGCGCCAAACUGUUGCAAUCAGUGAGGAACUGAGUCCAUGCAAAAGAGGCAAAAUGGACACAGAGAGCUCUUUAACAUCUGAUAUUAAUGUGGAAGUUGCAUCCAGGGAACAAGCAACAGUGAACCCACAAGCUUCAGUGGUGCCAGAGACUAUGAGUAGCUUCCAUGGGACUUGCAAACCCAUCCAGGCUUUGCUGGCUAAGAGUGUUGGAAACAAAGUGACCUUAAUAAGUCAUCCGAAGGCUGCAGUGAUGGCUCAGGCUCUGCGGGAUCAUAACAAAACAGUAUCUGUAACUCUGCCACCUGUCCGAUUAUCAACUACCUGUGCAUCUACGCAACACUCUCAGCCUGUCUCUACAGAAACAAUAACUACGACAUCUGCGACCGAAAGCUCUGGACAGGUGGUGUACAAGACGGCGGGAGGCGUGGGGCUUCUCAGGCAAGGAAGCACUUCUUUAAACUUUUCAGUGCCAUUAAUAUCAGAUCAUAAAUCAGGGGCGAAGGCAAUGCAACAAGUUGUUAUCCUGCCUUCAAAUCUACUGAUGCAAAGCACUGAGAAUAAGGCAGCCCAGACAUCUGUAUCUGUCUCUAAGACUACAACGUACAAGUCCAAUGUUUCAGGGUUCACCAUACCAGAAAACAAGGUUCCUGUCCAGCCGGUGGCACCUUUGAAAGAUACCAGCACUGUAAGAACACCGUCUGCUGUAGUUACUCCCAGUUUAAGGAACUUAAUCACUGUUGGUGUGCCUAAAAAGACUACUGAACCAAAGGUGGACCUGAACAAAUCAGCCAGCAGUGGUUUGACCAGAUCUGAUGCUAAGCAGGAGCUCAGGACAGUGUGUAUUAGAGACUCUCAGUCCAUCCUUGUCACUACGAGAGGAGGCAACACAGGAGUGGUGAAGGUUCAGACAUCAGAAAGUGGAACAGGGGCUUUGCCAUCCAGCCCAGUCUUUAACAUCUCACCCCAACUUCAUGCCUUCCUGGUGUCAAAGUCUUCCGCGUCUAAUACACAAGCUGCUUCGGCCACCAUUGCUGCUAAAUCUCGACCUGGAGACACUCCUCAGUCUACUUUUGUGGCAGGAACUGUCACUCCUUUAACCUUAAAUCAGAUUUCCAAUAACUGCACUACAGACAAAACAACAGUCCCUGGUAAAUCAACACUUCUGUCUACAAGCAAAGGCAGUGAUAGUUUCCUAAUAAAUGCGAAAGAUUGCGUUCAGCAGAAUAUGGUCUCUAAAUGUGGAACGAAGCCCCCACAAAAAAGGGCUCCACCGGGAAGCACAACUCCAGACCAAUCGACUUUCCAAAAGGUUUUCCUGGUCACACCUUCACCAAAUAUCCCUUCAAAGGUCACUACUACUACUACAGCAACCUGCACCGUUCCAGGAUCUCGGGUCAUGUUCAUAAGCAACUCUGCACUUAUCAUUCCAAAAGAGACGUCAACUUCAGAGGUUAACAUUUCCUCUGCUGGUACACAAGCAUUGAAAGUAGUUCCCAACUUGGGGACCUUAUCCUGCACUUCUUCUAGUACAAGCAUCCAAAGCAUCGGUAACCCAGGGUUAACAUCAAGAACACUUGGCACAAACACGAAACCUGAAGAAUCAUUGAAAACUACACCUAUGAUCGUCUCCAGAGUACCUGUAACAUCAACCACAAGUGGACUCCAGAUUGCUCCAAAAAGCUGUUUGGCUGCAAGCAGAAGUCUGUCAGGGAAUAGCGAAAGUGCUUUGAAAGUACCUCGGACUGUUAACAACAAAACUCUCACAUUUUCAACUCUAGGGACCGGACACAUGGCUUCCUCUGCACUUUUGUCAGUUGUGAAACCAGAUGUACCUCCAUCAGUUUCCGCUUUAAGUGCGCUACACUGUAAACCAGGAUUAUCAGCUGGCAGCUCUUCUUCAAACACAUCUUCCUCUUAUUCGGGAAGCCUUAUUACCAAACACACUACGUUACCAAUUAAUGUGACUGCUAACAAGCCAGUGAUCACUUCCCUGUGCACUUCACACUCACUGAUCAAAACAACAGCCAAUACUUCCGCUUCUGCAAUAUCCAGUACUUUUGCAUUGAGUUGCAGCUCCACUUUAACUCCUCCAGUGGUCAUGACUUCUGGGAUCCGACCUCAAACCUCUGCCACCAAGUGUGUUCAAGAGAAAAUCGUCAUCAACACCACUGCCCCACUUGCCCCUGGCACUCAGCUCCUGAUAAAUAACACCAGAUUUGUUGUACCUUCUCAAGGCCUGGCACCUGGGAGCCAUGUUCUGCUUAUCUCCAACUCUCGUCCUGGAGAAAUGCAAGGGCCAAGUCCUGCUAGUCCUCAAAGAUUGCAAGGGGCGAAUCCUGCUGGUCCUCGAGGAAUGCAAGGGCCAAGUCCUGCUAGUCCUCAAAGAUUGCAAGGGCCGAAUCCUGCUGGUCCUCGAGGAAUGCAAGGGCCAAGUCCUGCUGGUCCUCAAAGAUUGCAAGGGCCAAGUCCUGCUAGUCCUCAAAGAUUGCAAGGGCCAAGUCCUGCUAGUCCUCAAAGAUUGCAAGGGCCAAGUACUGCUGGUCCUGGAGGACUGCAAGGGCUGACUCGUGCAAGUACUGGAGGAUUGCAAGUCCCAAGUCCUGCUUCCACUGAUUCUAGAGGUCCAAAUACUUCAGCUACACACACAGUUCCUUCAGUUGUACAAGGUGUGAGAUUUGUUACACCGAUCAGAUUACCCUUGGCAAAAGUUGGACCUUCUGAUCAGCUCCGUCAGCAACUGAGCACCAGAACUCCGUUGAAUGUGUCUGGUCCUACUGCUCUCUCACAAGCUCUACAUCCUGGUGUACAUUCAGACAUUGUGAGACUUCCUAUCUUUCAAACCUCCAACUUCUCAGUUACAGCCUCACAAGGUACGACCGCAUGUCCCAAAGGAACCUCUCUUUCUCAAGGAGGUUUACUUACCACAACUUCUCCAGUGCAAGGAAGACCAUCCCAGACCCAAGUGGCGCCAGUCAUACCACCAGUGAAAGCUGUGAUUCCAAGGCAUUCUCCGAUGGUAAUCGUACCACCCAUGAGCAGCACGAUAUCACGGAUGCAGAAACUUCCGGUUGCAACGGUUCCACCUAUCGGUGGACCAAACAAUGCCAGUCCAGCCACUCCCAUUGCAACCGUUCCUCCAUCUGUGAGCACGGUCAUAAUGACACCUUGUCCACCUAUCAGAGCCGCGCAACCUGGGACAAUCGGAAAGCCUGUUAUUUUAUCCCAGCCAUCGCAAGGUCAAAGCACAAUUCCUGUGCAAGUUCCCACUUCUGCUAAACUCUUGUUGAGCCCAGAUGGUGCGGUCUUAAAUAUCAUUCAAGCCUCAGCCUCAGGCUUGCAAGUAUUUGCAAAGCCAAUGGCUGCUCAAGUGGUCAAUUCCUCCUCAGAGACCGUUACUGUACCUAUUUUAAACACAAGUGAUCCACUGAGAAAACCAGAUACCUUGGGGAGACCCAAUCACUGAAAUGGUUCUGGACGUCAUCUCGUUUUCCCAUUGUGAUCACAAAGGUCUUUUCAUUGUUUUGGGCUUCUUUUGGUUCUAUAUCUCCCCGUGUUGAGAGGCUGAAUACUAAAUAUCUAAAUAAAUAAGUUCGGGCAUUUUGCUUUACAAAACGAAUUGAAGGGAAAUAGGUUAUCCUUAGAGUUGUAAAUAAAAUUGGUUUCGCAAAGAGAUAUUUGGAGAUUUAAAAUGGCCAGCAAUGUACAUAACAGUAUUUGUUUGGCUGACUCUUUUCUACUCCAUUUGUAUGCAAAGGUUUGAAUGUUUUGUAGCAUUUUCCAUUAAAAUGAUUAAUAUUAUUCUGUAGAACAGUCUUCAGUCUAUUUAAGAGUAUGUCUGGCUGAUCUGAAGCCUGUGUUAGUGCAUUCAGGCAUAGGUUGAGUAUUAUCAGACAUCAUCUGAUAACAGCUUGAUUUUGUUUCAUCUGUAUCCAUGAAAAUAAACUUGGCAUAUUUAUGACUGAAGUAAAA
This is a messenger RNA of Carassius gibelio (silver crucian carp), 7393 nucleotides long. RefSeq lists its product as uncharacterized. The coding region runs from base 867 to 6887 and encodes 2006 amino acids. NCBI's taxonomy places the organism in Eukaryota, Metazoa, Chordata, Actinopteri, Cypriniformes, Cyprinidae. Gene Ontology annotation, molecular function: protein binding. The transcript has 10 exons. The record is from RefSeq and is a predicted model, not a curated record.